GUAAAGGUGUUCGGGGUUAUGGGGAGAAGGCAGGAGAAUGGGGUUGAGGGAAAGAUAGAUCAGCCAUGAUUGAAUGGUGGGGUAGACUUGAUGGGCCAAAUGGUCUGAUUCUGCUCCUAGAACUUAUGAACUUAUCUGCAGUUCUUGUGUAUGUUCAUGAAAUAUUGGGACAGACACAAGUGGCCGAGUGGUCUCUUAAUUCUCACGACACGGAACAUGAAUCCUCUGUUCCUCUCCGUUGACUUGAUACUGAGUAUUUCCGGCAUGUUUCGGCUUGUAUUCAGGUUUCCAGUGCUGGGAUUGUGUUACUGCCUUGACUGAGCGAGUGGCCAGCAGAGGUCGCCGGGCGGUGGCGGUAAGCGGCGAGCGGCGAUGUUGACUGAGUCUCCGCUUGUUCCCAGCUCUGCCCGGCUCACAUCAGCCUCCCGCCGCCCAGAACAAGGAGCCUGUCACCCCGCCGCUCCGCUCAGCCACUCUUGUCAGCCCAGUGCUCUGUCUAUCCCCUCCAGUGUCUCUCCACUGACACUUGCUGGGUGUUUGCUGGGACCGUCACACAUUGGGAUCACUGGGUCCGCUGCCCAGCCGAGAGGGAGGGAGAGAGAGAAAGGGAGAGAGACCUCGGGCGCUUCUGCUCCUCAAUGUGAAAGGGAUUUGUUGGCAGAUUAAUUGAGCAACCUGUUGCCGGCUGGAGAGAGGAGCGGGGCAGAAGGUGCCGACUCCUGGGCGGAGAGGGAGGCGGGCUGUACAGGGAACAUCUGAAGUUGGGAACGAGUGAACAACGAGCACAACUCGGCGAGGCCGGGCUGGUGGAGCCGAGAGGGAGAGAGACCUUGAAUGAGUCAAUGAAUGAAUGAAUGAAGGGAAUCGCCCUGGAUACAUCGAGGGCGACCGGGGGCGCUGCAGUCUUGUCCUUGUCCCGCCGGGAUCUCUAGCAGCGACAGACAGACAGACAGACAGCCAGCGCCUGGUGUCAGCUUCUGCCGGAGUUUAAGUGGCCGCGGGUUCGGAGCCUGGAAACGCUGCUUCCUUUCUCUCUCUCUCUCUCUCUCCCCCUUCCCCUCCCCUUCCCUCCUUGCCCCGGGAUCGAAUCCGGAGAAGGGCUGUUUGGAACAAACAUUGUGCUGCUGUUAUUUUUUGAUUCUGCUGUUGGUCGCAGUCGCACCCGCACCGGGAGGAUUUGGGACGGGCGGGUUUGCGAGGAAUCCGCGAUGCCGAGAGUGUCCGGGACGCUGCACUUUCUCUCCUUCUUCCUCCUCAUCGGCUUUGCUGCGGGUUCUAGACUACGUCUGGAAGAUGCGGCACCCCGGGUCAUCGAACAUCCCUCAGACCUGAUUGUAUCUAAAGGGGAGCCGGCCACGUUGAACUGUAAAGCAGAAGGUCGCCCCACGCCCAUCAUUGAGUGGUACAAGGACGGGGAGCGGGUGGAGACCGACAAGGAUGACCCGCGCUCCCACCGCAUGCUGCUCCCCAGCGGAUCGCUCUUCUUCCUGCGGAUCGUGCACGGCCGGAGGAGCAAGCCGGAUGAGGGCGUCUACGUGUGUCUGGCCAGGAACUACCUCGGAGAGGCGGUCAGCAGGAACGCAUCCCUUGAAGUAGCCAUUCUGCGUGACGAGUUCCGCCAGGCGCCCAGUGAUGUGGUGGUGGCGGCGGGGGAGCCCGCGGUGAUGGAGUGCCUGCCACCGAGAGGGCACCCGGAACCAACCAUCUCCUGGAAGAAAAGCAACGUCCACAUUAGUGACAAGGAGGAGCGGAUCACGAUCCGAGGGGGAAAGCUGAUGAUCUCAAACACGAGGAAGUCUGACGCUGGCAUCUACAUCUGUGUAGCCACCAACAUGGUGGGAGAAAGGGACAGUGAGCCGGCAGAAUUGGUCGUGUUUGAGCGGCCCACCUUCAUCAAACGUCCUGUAAACCAGGUGGUGCUGGCAGAUGACACGGUGGAUUUCCAUUGCGAGGUCCAUGGAGAUCCCAUGCCGACCACCCGUUGGCGCAAGGAGGAGGGAGAGCUGCCGCGAGAAAGAGUUGAGAUUCAGUCUGACAACAGCUUGCGGCUGGCACGAGUCGGCAGCGAUGACGAAGGAACGUACACCUGUAUUGCAGAGAACAGUGUGGGCAAAGUUGAAUUCUCCGGCACCCUGACUGUACACGUGCCUCCUCAGAUCAUCGUGAGGCCCCGCGACCAGAUCGUGGCCCAGGGCCGCUCGGUCACCUUCCUCUGUGAGACGAAGGGGAAUCCUCCACCUGCUGUCUUUUGGCAGAAAGAGGGAAGCCAGAUCCUGCUUUUUCCCAGCCAGCCACAUCCUUUGGGGCGUUUCUCUGUCUCGUCGAAAGGUGAACUGACAAUUACUGAUGUCCAGUCAGGCGAUUCUGGAUAUUACAUGUGUCAGGCGAUCAGCGUGGCUGGCAGCAUUCUGUCCAAAGCACUGCUGGAGGUGGAAGAUGUCUCUUCAGAUCGAACACCGCCCAUCAUCCGCCAGGGACCCGGCAACCAGACGCUCGGCGUGGAUUCCACGGCACAGCUCCAGUGCCAUGUGAUGGGCAACCCUCUACCCAGCGUGCACUGGCUGAAGGACGGACAGAGGAUCCUGGGGAACGACCCUCGGGUCAGCAUGCUGGACAAUGGGACGCUUCAGGUCACCAAUGUACAGGUUAGCGAUACAGGAAUGUACAUCUGUGUUGCCACAGGAUCGAGUGGAGAGACCACCUGGAGUGGCUACCUGGCGGUACAAGAAAGCGGGAGUCCUACACGUAUCCUCUCGGCUGAACCCGACCUUCUUCCAGGCCCUCCCUCCAAGCCAGUGAUCACCGACGUUACCCGCAAUAGUGUCACCUUGACAUGGCAGCCAAGCCAACACAUCGGAGGCUCGGCAGUCACAUCGUACAUCAUCGAGGCGUUUAGUCAAUCUGCAGGGAGCACAUGGCAAACAGUGGGCGAGUAUGUAAAGGUUGAAAAGCAUACAGUGACUGGUCUGAACUUCAACACCAUCUACCUGUUUAUUGUGCGUGCAGUCAACACCUUCGGCCUGGGAGAUCCCAGCCCCAUCUCUGAACCCGUCCGCACUCAAGAUGUGAGUCCGACUGGACAGGGAGUGGACCAUCGGCAAGUACAACGUGAGCUUGGGGAGAUGGCAGUCCAGCUACAGCCUCCUGUCACCUUGACAUCGACCACCAUCCAGGUCACCUGGACAGUUGAUCGCCAAGCCCAGUUCAUUCAGGGUUACCGGGUGAUGUACCGAACCAAAACUAGUGCCUGGCUGGUUCUAGAUGUGAAAUCCCCAGCUGAGCGCACCACCAUUCUCGUAGACUUGAAGAAAGGAACCGAGUACGAGAUCAAAAUCCGCCCGUAUUUUGACGAGUUCCAGGGAAUGGACAGCGACCCCGUCACUGUGCGGACACCAGAGGAAGCCCCCGCUGCCCCACCGCAAGCUGUUACCGUGGCAACUAUUGGCUUGAGUAACAGCACCAGUAUCAGCGUGUCCUGGGAGCCACCCCCUGCUGAGGAGCAGAAUGGAAUCAUCCAGGAGUACAGGAUUUGGUGCUUGGGAAAUGAUACCCGCUUCCAUGUGAACAAGUCAAUUGAUGGAACCGUCCUUUCAACGGUGGUCCGCGGACUGAUCGCCGGCGUGCUGUACCACGUGGAAGUGGCAGCGGCUACAAGCGCUGGAGUUGGAGUUCGGAGCCAGCCAGCGACUGUCCUCAUAAGUCUCCCUUCGGACCAGGAGUCAGUUCCUGUGGAGGACACAGAAAAUGUCAGCCUGGCGGAGCAGAUAACGGACGUGGUGAAGAAGCCGGCAUUUAUUGCUGGCAUCGGAGGGGCAUGCUGGGUCAUCCUGAUGGGCUUCAGCGUGUGGCUCUACUGCCGACGAAAGAAGAGGAAGGAGCUCAGUCACUACACUGCUUCCUUUGCGUACACGCCAGCAGUAGCAUUUCCACCCGCUGAGGGUGCAGGCAUCACCAAUAGCAGGCCAGGAAUCCUGAACGCAAAUGUCACCAACUACCCCUGGCUGGCGGACUCGUGGCCAGCUUCCAACCUGAUGCACAACAGCAAUGGAAAGGAAACCUCUGCCAGCUCCUGUAUAGCAAAACACGAAGCCACUGAACGGUUCUACAAUGAUGCCGGUAUUUCCAACUACAUUGCUCAGACGGAAAAGUUUGGCACAAUUACGUCUGACGGGCCCAUCUACAGCACCAUCGACUCCGCCAGUGACGAGUUGCGCACGUUCAAUGGGGCUUUCCCGAAUCAGCAGACCACGCUCUACGCAAGCACUCCCGUGGUGCCCCUCGGAGUCCAGAACCAGUACACAGCAGACCCUGUCAAUGGACACUGGGGUGCCCAGCCUGGACCUUCCAACACCCAGUAUUCCCAGCCCGAGCGCGGCCGACAAGAAGCCGGUGGGAAAACCGGCAAGCAGAAACUGAAUGCCAAGUCAGUGAAGGCCACACCUCUGAACUGGACAGACUUGCUGCCACCGCCACCACCCAGCGUGGAUAUAGACUCCUACGAUGAUGACGAGGAGCUGGAGUAUGGCCCUGGUGUUGAUGACUGGUGUCCCCCACUCCCUGAGAGAACCUACUUGGUGGAGGGGGCGAGUGAGGAGGAAGGUCCCCCUCCGCCCCCUCGAGGAGAGGCAUCAUCGCCGGCCACCUCCUACGGGCAACAGUCCACAGCGACACUAACACCAUCGCCUCGAGAGGAAGCGCGUUCAUCAGGGCACGGCGUGACUGAGGAUAUCCCAAGGCUUCAUCAGUUUGAGAUUCCACAUUUACAUCGGAGACUCCCAGUGGGCCCAGUCCCUCUGCCCAGACCUCCAACCCCUCCGCCAUCGCAGAGCCACUCAAGCGGGAAUGGGAACGAGGCUGCCACAGAGACAGCGGGCCCCCAUCGGCAUGGGCACAAACGCAACCCGAGCCAGACUAUGAUCAACAGCAGUGAGAACGUCAACGUACCUGGAGCAGGGAAGACAAGACUCACGCCUGUGAUAGGGGGCAGCAACAUAAACACCCCACCCAGCCAGAAAGCUCGUGCAAAAAAGAAAGCUAAGCAGAAUCCGUAUCGCCGGGAUAUCUCUCAAGGAGAUCUGCCACCACCACCUGAACCUCCCCCAGCUGAUGGAGUUGUGGAGACUCCUUACUUACAGCCCAAUGGAAUGGAGACCAGUGGGACCUCGCUUGACCAUGAUGGAAGUGCUUCGUCCACAGAGAGGAGGCCAUCAGCUGAUCAUCGAACAGAGAGCGCACAUCCCCACAGCAGGGCAGCAUCUUCUCGACACAAAAAUGAAGAUGAUUUAAUACCGUACAGCAAACCAACCUUUCUGCAACGGGGUCAAGUGUCAAGCAAUUGCUCCACAACAGGAAGCUCAUCGUCCAGAGGCUCAACUGGGUCACGGGGUCAUGUCGCAGGUCGAAGCAAAGGAGCAGGAGUAGACCGCAGUGAGGUGAAAAGAUGAACAGAAGACAGACACGUGCGAAAGAACCAAGCUGUGGGUGAGGACCUUGGCAGAAGCGUGUCCCCAUCUCCACUCUCAUCUUCCCAACCCUGUACAGAAUCAUUUGCCUUGUAGGAAAAUUCAAAGUUUGAAAUUUGAGAAAAAAAAAACUUUUAUGUUUUAAUUUAUGACAUCAGGAAAAUCCGUGUUAACUUUGUAAAUAAUCGGGAUUUUUUUGUUUUUAUUUGUUAUUAAACAUUUCCUGGCCUUCUGGUGAACGUAUUUAUAAAAAAAAAAGGAUAAUGUUGGAUAUUAUAAGGUAUUUGUCUGAAUGUGCCAAUCUUUUUCAAUAGCAAGUAUGCGUCUAACAGACUAAACUUAAAGUAAGUUAUAUAUUUGCACUCUGUAACAUACAUACAUACACAACGUAUUCUGGAUGCUUCAUAGGAUUCCAUUGGGCACAACAGGGCAGUCAUAUUGUGGAUUAUUGCUCGACUACGAAUUGGAUUAAUUAACCAUUGGCUGCGCAACCUAUGAAUGUUCCCAACUGUGUGCUGAGAUGAUGCUUUUUAGCGGACCGCAAUACUGAAGUGAAUGUGCAUUGGGAAGAGCCGUUAGUUUAUGCUUGCUGGGGAAAGUCCGUGCUGUUUGAAGAGGGGUCUGUUGGAGGCGGGAGGGUGGUGGCUGCUGAUAUAAAGUUUUAAUAAGAUGAAUGUAGCCUGAUAUUUUGUUGUAUUAAAAGCAUUUCGUACAAA
Messenger RNA from Leucoraja erinaceus (little skate), 6178 nucleotides. RefSeq names its product roundabout, axon guidance receptor, homolog 3 (Drosophila) (gene robo3). The transcript is spliced from 28 exons. Gene Ontology annotation, cellular component: axon; plasma membrane. Gene Ontology annotation, biological process: cell-cell adhesion; axon guidance. The record is from RefSeq and is a predicted model, not a curated record. Lineage: Eukaryota; Metazoa; Chordata; Chondrichthyes; Rajiformes; Rajidae. Gene Ontology annotation, molecular function: protein binding. Bases 1209 to 5444 code for a protein of 1411 amino acids.